GUCGCAUAGAAACAGUAAAGUUGUGCGAGGCUGACAUUAUUUCCUAGAUAUAUUAUAUACUAUAUGUCAGAUAAAAGAGCAGUUUAUUUUUACACUGUUUUUCUCUUGUGAAUAAAAUCAUAGAAAAUGUGGUUUUCGAUCGAUGUAAUUAUUUUGAAUUUUUAUGGUAUGAUAAUAACAUAUUUUACCCAGGAAUCAAUAUCCGAAUUGUCGAAGGAAAUUGUGACAUAUAAGUUUUCUCCAGAACAAAUUUAUCAAGCUAAUCUUUUAGCUAGAAAUACAUUUGCGGAAGAUUUCUUGUUUGGUGUUUCACUGCCUAUUGUGAAUAAUGAAAGAAAAUCAUCGCAUUGUGAAGAAUCAAAAUGUAUCAUGAAUAAUGUUGCAAAAGGUACAAAUUUUAUUUCGCAUUAUAAGCAGGACAUUUCAUUUGCAAAAACUGUCAAUUCUAAAAUGUUUAAAAUGUCCUUAUCAUGGACAAGAAUUUUACCGCAUGGCUUCACAGACUUCAUUAACGAUGAUGCAAUAGAAGACUAUAACAUUAUUAUUAAUGAAAUUAUAGCGAAUGGUAUGACGCCCAUGGUUACCAUGUUUGACUGGGAUUUACCGCUCAAUUUACAACUUAUGGGAGGAUGCACGAAUCCUUUAUUAGUAACCUGGUUUGAGGAUUAUGCUAGAUUAAUAUUUGAAGUCUUCGGAGAUAAAGUGAAAUUUUGGGUUACCAUAAACGAGGUGAAUUUGAUGGCGUAUUCCAACCGCAGUACGCAUACAGCUGCAAUUAAUCAAUCUGGCAUUGCAGAUUAUCUUUGCGGUCAUUAUAUGCUAUUAGCGCACGCGAAAGUGUAUAAUAUGUAUAAUGAAAAUUUUCGCCAGUCACAAAAUGGAAAAGUUGGAAUUAUUCAAUUUUAUACGUGGAUGGAACCGCAAAAUGAUGAUGCACAAGCCGAUAUUUACGGACAGAGAAGAGGUCUCGAAUGGUACAAUGGUUGGCUCACCCAUCCAAUUUUCAGCAAAAGCGGCGACUAUUCGAAACUGAUGAAAAAUCGAAUAAACUUCAAAAGUCUCUUGCAAGGAUUCUCUCGUUCGCGACUGCGUUAUUUCACGGACAAAGAAGUGCAACUUAUCAAGAAUUCCGCCGAUUUCCUCGGAAUUAAUUUUUGCGGGGAAUUUAAGAUUCGCGCGGCAGAAGUAUGGGAUAGAGAUAGGAUAUCUUUCAAAUAUGACGCUGAUAUUGCAUUUCUUUUAGAAAGCGAAAAUAUAUGUAACACAGGCACUGAGGUUACAACGUCGGGAUUCCGUAAAUUAUUAGAAUGGUUGGAUAACAAUUACAUUCUACCGGAUGUUUAUAUAAUUGAAAACGCUUGCGCUAAUAUUGGGGAAAUUGCGAAUAACGAAGAAAUGGUGGAUAUAAAUAGAAUAAUUUACUUCCAACAGCACAUAUUACAAGUUAUGAAAGCUAUGCAAAAAGGUGUCAAUAUUCGGGGUUAUUUGAUUUGCUCGUUAAUCAAUAAUUUUUCACGUGACCAACAUACUGAAACAUCAAAAUCUUUAGUCGAAGUGAUCGCUAAUACCUUUCAAACGAAAGUCAUACAAUCGAGAAUAGAAGCAGCAAAUAUAAUUCUUGAAAUAGACGAAGAAAUGUUGUGACACGCAUAAUCAUGUAUAUAAAAUAAAUGUGCACAAAUAUAAUAGCGCACGAAACUUGUUUGAAGAGGAUUUAAUAUUAUACGAAAUAAUCUAUUGUAAGUAAUAUCUAAAUAAGUGUUUCACUUGUAUUAAUUAAUUGUAUUAUAU
Molecule: messenger RNA, 1791 nt
Organism: Camponotus floridanus (Florida carpenter ant)
Lineage: Eukaryota; Metazoa; Arthropoda; Insecta; Hymenoptera; Formicidae
Product: lactase-phlorizin hydrolase
Exons: 7
Coding region: 127-1644 (505 amino acids)
Biological process (GO): carbohydrate metabolic process
Molecular function (GO): beta-glucosidase activity
Source: RefSeq, a predicted model, not a curated record